UUGAAGAGCGGGAUGCUGCUGACGGGCACGGCGGGCACGGGCUGGCUGAAGAGCGCCGGGUUGGAGGCCCACUCGCGCAGGGCCUUCUGCAGGCGCCGGACGUGCAGCGGCUUGGUGGCCAUGCCCACCAGCGCCAUGAUCUCCAGGAACUCCUCCUCGCCCGCUUCGCACAGCUGCUGCACGUCGUCGCCGCCUUGCUGGAUGAAGGUCUCGUAGUAGCCCAGCAGAUGCUAAGGAAUCGGUCAUACCACUCCAAGAGGGCUGUAGGUGCAAUCAAUCAGCUUCCCACCGUUUCUGUUAUACCAACACACGUGUCCCGCAAUGGCAUGACAUAUGGACCAGGAUGCAGAUCCGGAUCAACAGCAGCAGGAUGAUCCGAGUCAUCCAGGUGGACAGCGAGGAGGAGCUGAAGGAGCUGGAGGAGUUCAACAUGUGGAAUUUUCUCUUCUCCUUCCUGAAGGAGAAGCUGAAUGACACCUGCAUUGAUGUGGAUCUUUACAGCAACAAGACCUGCCUGAAGGUCGAGCUGCUGGAGACAGGCACUACAUAUUGUGUCAUCUUCUUCCGAAGAUUUGACCCUAAACUCUUCCUGGUUUUCUUCCUGGGACUGUUGUUGUUCUUCUGUGGGGAUAUGCUGAGCAGGAGCCAGCUCUUCUACUAUUCGGCUGGGAUAAGUUUUGGCUUGCUGGCCUCAGUGCUCAUCCUCAUCUACAUGAUGUCCAAGGUCAUGCCGAAAAAAAGUCCUGUUUACUUCCUGCUGCUAGGAGGCUGGUCUUUUUCCCUUUACCUCCUUCAGCUGAUCUUCAAGAACCUACGAGAGAUCUGCAAGUCGUACUGGCAGUACCUCCUAGGCUACCUGCUGCUUGUGGGCUUUGUGAGCUUUGGUGUGUGCUACCGAUAUGGCCCACUGGAGAACGAGCGCAGCAUCAACCUGCUCUCCUGGACCUUGCAGCUCCUGGGCCUGUUGCUGAUGUACUCGGGCAUCCAGAUCCGGCCCAUCGCCUUGGCCGUGGUAGUCAUUGCCAUCUGCACCAAGAACUUGGACUAUCCUUUGCAGUGGGCCUAUGGUGCUUACAGGAGAGUACAGAAUGCCAGGCUCGGGCCGAGCCCCCCUCGUCUGCUGACAGAGGAGGAGUACCGCAUCCAAGGCGAGGUGGAGACACGCAGGGCCCUUGAGGAGCUGCGAAGCUACUGCAAUAGCCCAGAUUUCUCUGCCUGGGCUGCAGUCUCCCGCAUCCAGUCUCCUAAGAGGUUUGCUGACUUCGUCGGGGGCGCAUCUCACCUCACCCUGAAUGAGGUCUCUGUCCACGAGCAGGAGUAUGGCCUGGGUGGUGUCUUUCUCGAGGACCAGCUCUUUGAGGAGGAGGACUCCUUUGAUAGGGAUCACACAAGCUACUCACUGUCCCACAAUCACCUGGAUGCUGAUUGAGGUCAGCUGCCCCAGAUCCACAAAGGCAAGGGGCAGAACUGCUAUUGUUAUCUCCAUUUCCCUGACACACGCAGUGCACAUGCACACAGCCCUGCCUGCGGCAUGGGCGAGACCCCCAGCCAGGGGACAGGGAGAGCUGGCUCUCCUGUCCCGGGGGUGCUCCCAGCACCUCGGGUGCCAUCCUGAGCUGGGCCACCAUUAACUCUGCAGUGGAGCCAAACUGGGAGGGAAAGAUAAGGGAAGCUGAUGGCCCACCUUCCCCAGGCAAUUCCUGCUAGGCUGAGGCAUGAAAGCUUUCAACAGCACAGCCUUCAGUGCUGACAGCGGGUGACCAUAAGGUGGCCAGGCUCUGCAGUGCUAACACGACAUGGGACAUUGCUGUUGACAAAGGUGGACUGGAGCUAUCCUAGCUUUUGGUGUGCAUGUGUAUGAGCCUCCUAGGAUGUGAAUCAGAUGGGCAGGGACUUCCCUCCCAGCCCUGCAGGCACUUUAUUGACUCCUGUGAGUGCACUGAGCUCCCUGUCCCUCAGCAUCACUGCUGCAGCCAGCUGAUGAGGAGGCUUAUCCCCACACUGUUACCUCUGGGGUAUGGAGUACAUUCGCCCUGAUGGGAGCAUCUCUGUGCCUGAUGGGAUGUGGAAGGGAGUGACAAGUCUGUCUUAUGUGCAGAUGCCUGUAGAGGGAUGACACGUGCAUGCGAGGAACUUUGGACCUGUCCUUCUGGUGUCUGCGUGCUCAGCAGCUGUCUGUUGCUAGGCUGUCUGUGGAGAGAGUGGCUUUCCAGAUGCGGCAGGGUCUGGGAUGCAGGUGAACUAUUCCCCUUCAUGCUACUGCUUAGCAAAGACACCGAAGGGCUCCGGUGGUUGGGAUGUGACUCUGACUUGGAUCAAAACCCUCGUGGAUACCAAAAAUCCCGAUGCCUCCUGGGCGGAGACAUGGCUCUGCGAGUGCCUCUUGCAGGUGGAGGGGUGUGCAUGUGCAUUACAGACCUCAGAAGGUCCUUAAGUUUUUUUGGCCCCAUGCACAGCUUGCCCUGUCCUCCCCUUGUGGCUGUGAUGUGGCAGACUCUGUGCUGGCAGCCCUACAUCUCUGCUUCCCCAUGCUCUCCUCUCUGCCGAGCAGUCCCUGGCUGAGGACCUGUGAAUGUGCUUCCUUCUCCCUGGUCUGCUCCAUGUUUAGGUGCUUGACAGCUCCUUGCCCACCAACCAUCCUAGACUUCAGCUUUGGAGGAAGUGUGGGGUGUUUACAGAGCCUGAGGGUCCCUGGAGACUGCUCUGCAGCUGGCUUUGAGGCCAUGUCUGAAAAGCAGCCUGGCCCUUAAGCUGGGCUGCUGGCUGUCUUCCAGCAUGUGGCAACACCUGUGCUUCCUCACCAUGGCCUGUAAAUGCCUCUGUGCGAGGUGUUUGUGAUCCAGGUGAGUCUCCCAAGUGUGCUGGGGCCCUGGAGGUACUGUUCUUUGCUGCUGACCCUCUGUACCUGUGGGGACUGUCCCUGCAUGCUCCUCUCCCCUGCUGAUGUGAGGCAGAGAGAUUGACCCUGAUUGUAUUUACUCCUUCCUGCGCUGGGGAAAGGGCUUUGCUCUUUGGCAGCCAGACGCUGUUAAAGGCUGGUCCUCAGCCUUGGCAAAGCACAGACAUGGAGGGGAUGCCUCAGUCUAUGCAACUUUCUAAGCAAUAAAACUGCCCUCCUGUAGCCUUACUGCCCAAGGGGCUGCAUCUGUUGCCCGCAGCCUGGCCUUUACCUUGUCUCAGUAUUAUUUUUUCCCUUUGGCUGUGAGAGGAAGGAGGAAGCAUCCCCAGCACCCUCUGCUGUGUCUCCCUGGGCUGCUCUUUCCAAGCAGCUGUAGCUCUUCUCGCUGUUGGUUUGUUUCUGUGCCAGGUUUGCUCUCCUGCCCUUGCCCUGCUUCUGUCCUCACUUUGGUGUGAGUGGCCUCUGCCAGCAGCCCAGCACACGUUCCUCCCUGUAUGCUAUGGCUCUUUUGUCCCCUCUGUAGUUAACGCAGGUUGAAGAUUGAUUAUUUUUUUUAAUAAAGGUGUAUUUUGUAGGUGA
Rhea pennata is the source of this 3478-nucleotide messenger RNA. It is a transcript of the gene NEMP1, whose product is annotated as nuclear envelope integral membrane protein 1. The transcript is spliced from 9 exons. Gene Ontology annotation, cellular component: nuclear envelope. The coding region runs from base 344 to 1429 and encodes 361 amino acids. The record is from RefSeq and is a predicted model, not a curated record. Lineage: Eukaryota; Metazoa; Chordata; Aves; Rheiformes; Rheidae.